AUGUAGAUAGGAGAAGAGUUGAGAUCGUUGGUAAAGAUUGCAGGCCCUAUAGUGAUAACAUCCAUGCUUAUAUACUCAAGGUCUCUUGUUUCAAUGCUAUUCUUGGGCCGUCUUGGGAAAACAGAAUUGGCUGGAGGCUCAUUGGCUCUAGGGUUUUCAAAUAUUACAGGUUACUCACUCCUCAGAGGUCUAUCGACGGGGAUGGACCCCAUUUGUAGCCAAGCUUAUGGAGCUCAAAGAUGGUCAGUUAUCAGUCAAGCUUUUCAGAAAACCCUUUGCCUCCUCCUCCUUGUUGCCAUCCCCAUCUCACUCUUGUGGCUCAACAUGGAGCCCAUCUUUAUAUUGUUAGGGCAGGACCCGCAAAUCACUAGGGUUGCAAAACGUUACAUGGUUUUUGCCAUUCCUGAAUUGAUAGGGCAAGCUCAGCUUCUACCAUUGAGAAUCUUUUUCAGAACACAAGGGUUCACCACCGCAUUAACCCUAGCAGCCGCAUUUUCCGCCCUCUUUCAUUUACCUAUGAAUUAUUUUUUGGUCACAUAUAUGGAUUUUGGGGUUGCAGGUAUUGCCUUAGGGCUUGCUUGGAACACUUUUCUUUUCAAUUUGGGUUUGGUAAUUUAUCUAGCCAGAUCACCUCAUGCUUUGAAGCCAUGGCAUGGGCUCACCAUGCUCUCAGCCUUUCAAGGAUGGGGGCCAUUGCUAAGUUUGUCUCUACCCAGUUGUGUUUCAGUUUGCUUAGAGUGGUGGUGGUAUGAACUUAUGUUGUUCUUCUGUGGCUGGUUGAGUAACCCACAAGCAAGUGUUGCAGCAAUGGGAAUUUUGUUGCAAACAACUGGAAUGUUAUACAUAAUCCCAAUUUCUCUAAAUGGAUCCUUAUCGACGCGUGUAGGACUCUCGCUGGGCGCAGGGCAACCGACCCGCGCCCAGUGGACCACCCUGAUUGGGCUAAUCAUGGCAUUUGCUUGGGGGAUUUCCGCGUUCAUUUUCAUGACUGCUUUUAGGUCCAUGUGGGGAACAAUGUUCACGAACGAUCCACAAAUUCUUGAUUUGAUUUCGACUGCACUUCCAGUUUUGGGCUUGUGUGAAAUAGGCAACGUUCCUCAAACGGCCUCCUGUGGAGUGUUAACAGCUACUGCAAGACCUAAGCUUGGUGUAAAAAUAAACUUGUUGGCAUUUUACCUAAUUGGACUGCCAGUUGCUAUUCUUGCGACUUUUACGUUUAAGAUAGGGUUUUUGGGGCUGUGGUUUGGGCUGCUUUCAGCACAGUUGUCUUGUGUGGGUAUGAUGGUGUACACAUUGCUCCACACUGAUUGGAAACACCAAACAAGAAGGGCUGAGCAGCUGACUCAGGCUGUGGAAGUGAAAAACGAAAUUGAAGAGAACUUAGAGAAGAUAGAUGAUGAAGAAAGUGGGCUGCUAACUCCUACUGAAGUCUGA
Pyrus x bretschneideri (Chinese white pear) is the source of this 1434-nucleotide messenger RNA. RefSeq names its product protein DETOXIFICATION 53-like. Gene Ontology annotation, cellular component: membrane. Gene Ontology annotation, molecular function: antiporter activity; xenobiotic transmembrane transporter activity. Gene Ontology annotation, biological process: xenobiotic detoxification by transmembrane export across the plasma membrane. NCBI's taxonomy places the organism in Eukaryota, Viridiplantae, Streptophyta, Magnoliopsida, Rosales, Rosaceae. The transcript has a single exon. The record is from RefSeq and is a predicted model, not a curated record.